AUGUUUUGUCCGCCUUGGGAAGCUCCCGGCGAUCGACGUCAGCGCUUCAACGCCUCCACGCUUCAACAACUCCUCAGGGCGAGCACCUCGAACACCGACUGCGUUCAGAAGCGCACGCCUAUAGCGGGGAUGACUACACUGCACCCUGACUCCCACAGCGACAUCCAGGAUGAAUCUGUCGACCCCUCAGCGGCUCCGUCUAGGUCCAGCACGCCGCAUACCCCCAGCAGGGAUCGCAGCCUCAGUAUAGAUAGUGUGCGACCACCUUUACCUCCGCGGCCGAACUCAUUGAACUUGUUGAACGAUGAAACGGCAUUCCGGGCCAGUCUACAAGCAGAGGCUACAACGGCUGUUUCUCGAGCAGACAUCGAUACACAGGCACCAGAUGCCGGCAAUGCACACUCUACUUUGGCUGUUCGUGGCGUGCCCCGGGGACUGAAAGCGAAGGCGAGUCUAAAUCAGCUGGCUAGUCCGAAAGGAAGCGAAGCCGGAGACUCAGCCAGUAUUCGGAGUUCGAUUCAGAACGGCGAUAUUGGUGAUGUUGAGGCGCUCUUCAGGGACUUUGUUACCGCAGCGCCUGGGGACCAUUCAGAUGCUGCAAGUUUGCUUCACUUUCCUGAAUUUCCGGCCGAUGAUGUCGACGACACUGGGUUCCUGAGCGAGUUUGAGCCAGUCGGUGAACUGAAUGAAGAAGCCGGCAAUGAAGACCUGCUUCUUCAACGGUGGAAGGCAAAGCAAAAGCACUACCUCAUUCUAUCCGCAGCAGGCAAGCCAAUUUGGACUCGACACGGUGACGGUGGGCUGAUAUCAACAUAUGUUGGUGUUAUCCAGACCAUAAUCUCAUUCUAUGAGGACGCAGGCGAUCAACUACGCAGUUUCUCUGCAGAAGACUCGAAGUUCGUUAUUGUGACUCGCGGGCCUCUCCAUUUUGUGGCCAUCAGCCGCAUGAUGGAGAGCGACAAUCAGCUCCGGCUUCAACUGGAGGCCCUGUAUAUGCAGAUUUUGUCCACGCUGACCCUCCCCUCUCUCACACAUCUCUUCUCCCUUCGGCCAUCUACCGACCUGAAACGACCACUUCAGGGAUCGGAGACUCUCCUGUCCUCGUUGGCAGACAGUUUCACGCGUGGAUCGCCAUCCACCCUACUCUCAGCUUUGGAGUGUCUCAAGAUUCGCAAGGUACACCGCCAAUCUAUCAACAACGCACUUUUAAAGACAAAGGCCACCAAUCUGCUUUACGGGUUGGUUGUCGCCGGUGGACGGCUUGUAAGUGUUGUCCGGCCCAAGAAGCACUCGCUCCAUCCGGGUGAUCUACAGCUUUUAUUCAACAUGAUCUUCGAGGCCGAUGGUGUCAAGGCCGGGGGAGGAGAAAGUUGGAUUCCUGUCUGCCUUCCUGGCUUCAACAGUAGCGGCUACCUCUAUAUGUAUGUCAGCUUCCUUGACCUCCGAGACGAUGUCGACGAAAAUGAGGAUAUCUCCAAAGAUGAGUCUGUCGCCAUUGUCUUGAUCAGUCCGGAUAAAGAAAGCUUCUUCGAGAUGCAGGAGAUGCGUGAUUCCCUUGUAGGGCAAAUGGAAAAGAACGGCAGUCUCAAGGUGAUAAAAGCCGCAAUCGACCAGGGGCGACCAGCUACCACCGACAUUGUCCCUGGGUCUGUCUUGCAUCAUUUCUUAUAUAAAUCGCGUGCAAACGUGCAAUUUACCAUGUCAUCCUACUCCCCUGAAUUUACUUCAAUAUCUCGACGACGAAGAUUGAUGUCAAUAUACAACAAUCUCCAUGGGAGCAUCCACGCCAAGAACACCAGCGUUAAAGUGCACCACUGCGUCUCGCGGUCAGCAAGCUCAUUCGCUUGGAUGACCGCGGUGUUCGAGCUCUACUGCAUUGCCGAGCCUAACGCGAAUAGAAACGCGCUGGUGCAAAGCGCAGCCAAGAUUGCCCAGUGGGUACAUCAAGAGGAAGAAAGACUUUUCAUCAUCGGUGGAGCUGUAUGUGCUGUUCUGACUUGCCUCGCUCCCACACAAACACUAACUUCAAAGCGCAGGUUUUCUGAUUAA
Messenger RNA from Penicillium cinerascens, 2049 nucleotides. RefSeq names its product guanine nucleotide exchange factor MON1. Gene Ontology annotation, cellular component: Mon1-Ccz1 complex; fungal-type vacuole membrane. NCBI's taxonomy places the organism in Eukaryota, Fungi, Ascomycota, Eurotiomycetes, Eurotiales, Aspergillaceae. The transcript is spliced from 5 exons. The record is from RefSeq and is a predicted model, not a curated record. Bases 1 to 2049 code for a protein of 682 amino acids. Gene Ontology annotation, biological process: vesicle-mediated transport; protein targeting to vacuole.